AUUCAUAGUUCAAAGAUUAGACAGUUAACGAGAAAUACUACAGAAGGGCACACACAAUAUUUCAAUGAUUCUCUUAUUUUAUUUUAUUUUUUGAAAAUAAGAAAAGUCCACGAAAUAUUAUUAGAACGUCAUUAGUUUUGUGCCAUUACACAACAAGAACAACAACAACAACAACAAGGACAACGAUUAUACAUUCUUAACAAUAUCAACACAAAGAGUUUUUAGUGUAAUUUUCUUUAUUUUAAAUGAUGUCAGAGGUGCCGGUUAAUUCCGAUGAUGAAUAUGUGGACGAGUCCUUUGAGGAGGACUCCCAAUCUGAGGUUGAAGAAGAACAGGAAAUCUCAGAGGACGAUUAUGACGAUGCCAACCAAAUGCAGCUAGAGCAACUGGAAGAGGAGCAGGAGGAUGAGGAAGAGGAGAGUGAUAGCCAAAGCGAGAGCGAUGUGGAGGCAGAGUUUAUGCGCGGCAAUCCACAUGCACGUCGCCAGCAAUUGUAUAGCGGUCGUUCAACUGGGGGUUUCAAUCACACACGAAUGCCGACCUAUCCCAGCUCUUCAUCGGACGAUGAGAGUAAUGUGGUCGUAACCAAGACUGUGGCCGAGGUGAAUGAAUUGGUAGGCGUACUCAGAAUUCAUGAGGAGGAUGAGGCCCUAUCAGUUCGCACCCUGAAACCGGGUAGUGCGCAUAAUAAGACUGUCAGAGAAGAGCAGAGAGAACCUGAUGUAACGGAAGUUGAAGAAAUCGAAGAGGAGGAGGAGGAGGAUGAGGAGGAAGUGAUACAAUAUCAUGCUGUUAAUAAUAACUACAUCGAUGAUGAUGCCGAAUCAGUGGAUGAAGAGGAAGAGGAAGAGGAGCUACAGAUUGAGGAGAAUGAAGAUGAUCAAAAGACUGAAGUAGAUCACCAUGAAUACAAUGAUAUGGGCGACGAGGAUCAAGAGCAAUACCUGGACGACGACAACGGCGGCGGCGAGGAGGAAGAAGUAAUCCAAAUGAACAUGGAAGACACGGUGACUGUUGUCGAUGCCAGCGAUAAUAGUAGUGAUCAGAGUGGACCCGUUAGCAGAAUGCAUAACGCCGACAAUCUUUCUCUCUACUCGGCUGAGACCGAAUUCACCGUAGUUCAGGAACGUACGCCACGCAAACCGUCUGGUAUUCCGAUGCCCGUAAGCCUGAACUCAAGCCGUUCAGCACGUCAACGUGGCGAGGCAAACGUAGAGCCGCCACCAAUGGAGAAUGUCCAACCACCAGAAACUUAUCAACAGACUGAUCUUGAGUUUAUUGGUUACGAAAAGGAAGUGGUGGAAACUACUCCUCCGCCACAAUUGGAGGACUUUGUUAACGAUAGUUCCAUGAAACCGGAUGCUGCAGCCGUCAAGUAUCUGGAACAGAAAAUGACUCAAAUGUCCGAAAUGAUCAUGAAUUCAUUUCGCAUGAGCGGCGGCGCUGUUAACAAUCCAGCUCUCGAACAAUUGGCCAUGGCCACGGGAAUGAUGCAGUCACAUGCUGCUAGGCUAGGAACGGUCGAGGAAUGCGAUAGUAUUUCCACCACAGGGUCAUCGGCUCAGAUUAGCUCACGCAGCUGUGGGGAUAGACGUAGGCCAACACCGCAGCAUCAUCACCUGGAUUCCCAGAAUACGGUGGGUACUGUGCGCUCUGCCAGACUAGCCCGGCCCAGUUGUCGCUGCCCAUCCGCUAUGGACAGCCUGGCGGGUGUGGCAGAACUGCAGCCUGAAAUGGAAUUGGAUAUGGACGAGUUCCUCAUGGAUGAGUGUGGCCAGGGCGAUGGUCUUAUGAGACAUCACCCACAUCGACGUCGGCAACAGCAAAAUGUCAAUUGUGGCUUCUCCAGUGCAACUCCCAGUACCACGUACAGCAGCGGUGCAGGCAAAUGUGCUCCUGGUGCCUUGCGUCCGCGUUCCUCCACUGAUAAAGUCAACAAUAAAAAUGCGGGACGCAAAAGUUUCAGUUUUUCCAAUUACCAGGUGCGUGAGAUUGAGCGACAGAAUCACAUUUUGCUCAAGAAAAUGAUGUCCGUUAAGCCGACGGCUACCAUAAAGGCCAGCACAAGCAGUAUUAAGUGUAAUCCCAAUGCACCACCAAAGCAAACGCCUCCAGUUGCUCGACUUUCCAGCGCCGCUGUUAAUCGCAAAAAAGGUCAACGACAAAUUGAUUUGGACAAUGAUCUGCUUAAGCGAAAACUUGAGGCCAUUGGCGCCCGUCGUCCGCAAUUCAAAUGAUGCUUAAUCAUGGCGCUGACGGUUCCAACUGUGUUCAUAUUAUAAGUUUAGUUCCAAAGCGAAUUUACAAAAUUAAAAUUUAUUGCAAGUUGAGAAA
Molecule: messenger RNA, 2334 nt
Organism: Drosophila willistoni
Lineage: Eukaryota; Metazoa; Arthropoda; Insecta; Diptera; Drosophilidae
Product: protein hemingway
Exons: 3
Coding region: 246-2237 (663 amino acids)
Biological process (GO): spermatogenesis
Source: RefSeq, a predicted model, not a curated record